Molecule: messenger RNA, 1359 nt
Organism: Symbiodinium necroappetens
Lineage: Eukaryota; Dinophyceae; Suessiales; Symbiodiniaceae
Source: the annotation of a GenBank genome assembly
AUGCCUUCCAAGGGUUGUGCAGUGGCCAUCGCCGGCGUGGGUGCUUACGCCGCCGCCCAGGCUUUCGUGGCCCCGACUGCCCCACAGGUGCAAGAGCAGCGCGAGGUGCGCCAGCUGAGGCAGCAGGCCACCGCAAGCGUGACCUCCACCACUUCCUCAGCGGCUGCACUUGCUCUGGGCGCAGCUGGCGUCGCAGCCGCCGCCGCUCAGGCCGGCAAGCGAACUCAGCGCCGAUGCCAGGUCGUCCGCCAGGCCACGGCGGUUGCUGAGAAGACCUUCACCAAGAUGCCGGCAUCCGUGAAACCCGGCGUCGUCACCGGUCAGGCUUUGGUGGACCUGCUGAACUACGCCAAGGAGAACGAGUUCGCGAUUCCGGGAGUGAACGUGGUGAGCAGCAGCUCCGUCAACGCGUGCAUGGAGGCCGCCAAGAAGGCCGGUGGUCCCAUUAUGGUCACUUUUUCAAAAGGAGGCGGCCAGUUCAUCGCCGGAAAGGCCGCUGACAACUCAGACGAUGCCGCCUCCAUCGCGGGCACCGUGGCUGGCGCCCUGCAUGUUCGCCAGGUGGCCAAGCUCUACGGCGUGCCUGUGAUCCUGCACACUGACCACUGCCAGAAGGCUUGGCUUCCUUGGUUCGACGGACUCAUGGAGGCCAACGAGGAGUAUUUCGAGAAGAACGGAGAGCCCUUGUUCUCCUCCCACAUGUUGGAUCUGUCCGAGGAGCCUUUGGAGGAGAACAUCUCCAUCUGCAAGAAGUAUUUGGAGCGCAUGUCGAAGGUGGAUCUUCUCUUGGAGAUGGAGCUGGGCGUGACUGGCGGUGAGGAAGACGGAGUGGACAACACCGAUGUGGACUCCUCCAGGCUUUACACCCAGCCUGAGGAGGUGUGGCAGGUCUACGAGACCCUGUCUGCCGUGCCCAACGGCAGGUUCACCGUGGCGGCAGCCUUCGGCAAUGUCCACGGUGUCUAUGCCCCUGGCAACGUGAGCCUGAAGCCAGUGAUCCUGCACAACACCCAGAAGUUCAUCAAGGAGAAGCUUGGCACCGACGACGACAAGCCGGUGUCUUUCGUGUUCCACGGAGGCUCAGGCUCUUCCUUGGAGGACAUCCGCUAUGCCAUCGAGGCUGGCGUCAUCAAGAUGAACAUCGACACCGACACUCAGUGGGCCUUCUGGGACGGCAUGAACGAGUACCAGAAGAAGAACAAGGACUACCUCCAAGGCCAGAUCGGCAACCCUGAGGGACCAGAGAAGCCCAACAAGAAGUACUACGAUCCUCGCAUGUCCCUCCGAGCGGGUGAGGAGUCGAUGGCAGACCGCUUGGUGAAGUGCAUGGAGGACUUGAAGUGCAUCGACCGUCUGUAG